UCACCUCACCUCACCUCACCUCACCUCACCUCACCUCACCUCACCUCGUCUCGUCUCGUCUUGACCAACAAUAAUGAUAUCAAUAACCAAACCCACGCCCUCCACACUGCGCCUGCUGCUGACGAUAAAGCCGAACGCGCGCACCACCGCGGUCGUCGCCAUCGACCCGGCUACAUGCAUUACCCUACGUAUCCACGCUCCGCCGCGCGAUGGCGCCGCGAACGACGAGGUGGUUAGGUUCGUGACUAAGACACUGGGACUUAGAAAGAGCGAUGGCAGGGUCGUCUCCGGUGCGAAGAGCAGGGAGAAGGUCGUCGUCGUGGACGGCGCGGCGGGCGUGGACGUCGAUAAGGCGGUUGGACUGUUUGCAGCGCUGGUGGAGGAGUGA
Tricharina praecox is the source of this 388-nucleotide messenger RNA. RefSeq lists its product as uncharacterized. The transcript has 2 exons. The record is from RefSeq and is a predicted model, not a curated record. NCBI's taxonomy places the organism in Eukaryota, Fungi, Ascomycota, Pezizomycetes, Pezizales, Pyronemataceae. Bases 74 to 388 code for a protein of 104 amino acids. Gene Ontology annotation, cellular component: cytoplasm.